Molecule: messenger RNA, 979 nt
Organism: Drosophila novamexicana
Lineage: Eukaryota; Metazoa; Arthropoda; Insecta; Diptera; Drosophilidae
Product: CRISP/Allergen/PR-1-like
Exons: 2
Coding region: 51-857 (268 amino acids)
Source: RefSeq, a predicted model, not a curated record
UGACACAUAAAACACUUUGAAAAUCAAUACAAUUCUACUCGAAUAGGAAAAUGUCGCUUUUGUGGUUUUGCAUGCAACUGGUUUUGCACAGUGUAGCCACAGAUAAUUUUGUUGAUGAGAAUCGAUUGUUUAUACCGCCAGAAGAUAAUAAUUUAAUGAAUUGUGAUGGCAAUUUCGAAUAUUUCGGCUCACGCAUAGCUUGUCCCUCGCUGAUGAAUAUCUACAAUCUUCGUGGUAAGGAGUACAGUGACAUCAAGGAACUAUUGCUCUUUGGCCACAAUGGAUUGCGCAAUCGGCUGGCCAACAAGCUGGAUGCCUGCGACAUGCUGGAAAUGUCCUGGGACAACAAUCUGGCCGAGCUAGCCAGACGCCACCACAAAUACUGCCAGCGCCUUAUAGAUUGUGACAUUACAGCCAAUUUAUCAGCAAAAGGACUAGAUCCACGAGAAUAUAAGAAAGUUGUCAAAGGUCAACACAUCGAUGUGGCACGAAGUAGCUUUUUUCUAAAGAACAUUUAUUCCACAAACUUCAUACCGUUCGUCUUGAGCAGCUGGUACGAAACACAUAUUGAACUGAACUUCCCCCAAAAGGUUGAACACAAGAAACACACGUAUCAUAGGAUUCUUGGUGAUAAUAGUUUUACGCACAUAAUAAAGCCGCAAACCUAUCAACUGGGCUGCUCCUAUGCCAUGUUCAUCGAUGGCCUCAGCCUAAUUUGCUAUUACUAUCCACAUGUUCAUAACAACAAUACGAUCUUAAUCCGAAUAAAGCCUAAGGAAUAUCAAUGUCCUCACAUGUUUCCGAUGUUGGACUCGGUUUUCAAAAGAAUCUGCAAAUAUGUGGAGUGGAAAGUCUAAGGAGCUCCACUUAUCCAAUUAAGCACGUGUUAAGCACUUGAAAAGCCUUUUGCUUAAGCAGCAGUUUGACAAAUUUGGGUAUAUCAGUUGAAGAAGAGACAUGGCCUGAUUACAUACCAAGC